Molecule: messenger RNA, 1357 nt
Organism: Linderina pennispora
Lineage: Eukaryota; Fungi; Kickxellomycota; Kickxellomycetes; Kickxellales; Kickxellaceae
Product: nagb/rpia/CoA transferase-like protein
Exons: 4
Coding region: 105-1343 (412 amino acids)
Molecular function (GO): CoA-transferase activity
Source: RefSeq, a predicted model, not a curated record
AAAAAAAGACUGCUGCUUUCUGCUUGAUCCGCCCAACCAGGCAUCCGUUCCAUCUAAUCUUUUUUCUGCCAUAUCCUUUCUCUCCAUUGCACAUCCAAGCAGACAUGCUUUCGAUCAAGAGACAGGCUAUUCUGGGCGCCGCCCGCAUGAUCCGCCCGCACCUGCUCGCCGGCCUCGCCAGCGCCUCGGUUCGCCACGCGCACAACAAGAUCUACCCGUCAGCUGACGCCGCCAUCGAGGGGAUCAAGUCUGGCGACACAUUGCUGAUCGGCGGCUUCGGUCUAUGCGGCAUCCCCGAGAACCUGCUCAAGGCCCUGGCGCGCCGCAAGGAUAUCCAGCAGGUCACCGCAGUUUCAAACAACGCCGGCACAUCAGACUACGGCCUUGGCACACUCCUGCAGAGCCGCCAGAUUAAGCGCAUGGUGUCGAGUUAUGUUGGCGAGAACAAGGAGUUUGCGCGGCAGUAUCUGGGCGGUGAGCUUGAGGUUGAGCUUGUGCCCCAGGGUACACUUGCUGAGAGGAUCCGGUCCUGGCGGCGCUGGCGUGCCUGCCUUCUACACACUGACCGGCGUUGGAACUGGUUACUUGAUGGAGGAGGGGAUGACCGGCGACUUUGCGCUGAUCAAGGCCUGGAAGGCCGACGAGGAAGGCAAUCUGAUCACCAUUGCCGAGGUCGAGGAGAUCGUGCCGACGGGCACCCUGAAGCCCAACGACAUCCAUAUCCCUGGAAUCCACGACGGCAUGUACGUCAACCUCGGUAUCGGCAUGCCUGUGCUGGCCAGCAACUACAUCCGCCCUGGCAUUACUGUGCAUCUGCAGAGCGAGAACGGCAUUUUGGGCAUGGGUCCGUUCCCUACCCCGAGGAGGUCGAUGCUGAUCUUGUCAAUGCGGGCAAGGAGUCCAUCACCGUACUGCCCGGUGGCUCGUGCUUCUCCAGCGAUGUGUCCUUUGGCAUGAUCCGCGGCAACCGUCUGGCCAUGACCAUCCUCGGUGGCAUGCAGGUGUCGCAGACCGGCGAUCUGUCCAACUGGGUCGUUCCCGGAAAGGUCAUCAAGGGAAUGGGUGGUGCCAUGGAUCUUGUUGCUGCGCCCGAGUCGCGUGUUGUUGUCACCAUGACUCACAAUGCCAAGGAUGGUUCGCCAAAGAUCCUAAAGGAGAACACGCUGCCGCUGACCGGUGUGAACUGCGUCGACCGCAUCAUCACGGACAAGGCUGUCUUUGAUGUGAAGAAGGGACAGGGUCUGGUCCUGCGGGAGCUCUCGUAUGGCGUGACUCUCGAUGAGGUCAAGGCCUCCACCGGCUGCGACUUUGAGGUCGCGUCUGAUCUGGCGGAGACUUUCUAAAUGCGUCAAUUAUC